AUGCCAAUCGCAAACCAAACACUUAGGUAUCCAUCAACGAUCAAGCGAUACAGCCAUCAAUCAUACGGCGGCGACGACAAUCCUCAGGGAGACCGACCCGCGUCUCGCAAAAGUCGCGACUUGGAGCAUCCUGGCCCUCCACCACCAGACGUAAGCAAAGACUCAGCCGAAUCCAACCCUUCCUCGAAGAAACAAUCAGAGAAACAAGAGCAAGAGCAAGAGCAAGCAAAACAUGAAGACCUCUACCAGAAAAAGCAACCGUCCAACAAAGCACGACCAACCCUUAGCUCGGGUCGCGAAUCGCCAAAUGUCGACGAACAGGGCAAUGUUCGAGACGAUGUGCCGGAGGACGUAAAACGGCACAAUCGUGAGAUGGAACAGAGGCACGAUAAGGCGUACAAUCAGAUUGGGGAUGAAGGGAAAGUUAAUAAAGGGUUCUGGAAGGGGAAUGGGGAGAGUUUGACGGAGGAGCAAGGUGGUGGGAGGGCGCAGCGAUAG
Messenger RNA from Talaromyces amestolkiae, 498 nucleotides. RefSeq lists its product as uncharacterized. Bases 1 to 498 code for a protein of 165 amino acids. The record is from RefSeq and is a predicted model, not a curated record. NCBI's taxonomy places the organism in Eukaryota, Fungi, Ascomycota, Eurotiomycetes, Eurotiales, Trichocomaceae. The transcript has 2 exons.